This is a messenger RNA of Aspergillus caelatus, 1432 nucleotides long. RefSeq lists its product as uncharacterized. The transcript is spliced from 4 exons. NCBI's taxonomy places the organism in Eukaryota, Fungi, Ascomycota, Eurotiomycetes, Eurotiales, Aspergillaceae. The record is from RefSeq and is a predicted model, not a curated record. The coding region runs from base 179 to 1384 and encodes 401 amino acids. Gene Ontology annotation, cellular component: RNA polymerase II transcription regulator complex. Gene Ontology annotation, molecular function: DNA-binding transcription activator activity, RNA polymerase II-specific; transcription cis-regulatory region binding.
CGGCACUUGGGAUUGAUAUCAGUUACGAAAUUUUUUGUUAAACAUUUUCAACUACUCUAUUUCCCAAGGCCCCGUGUGUAUCUCAAUACACGCAAAAAGGGACACCACCUUUUUUUUUUUUAUCUUUUUUUUCUUGAAGGUCAAGGGGACAGACAUACUUCCCCUCAAAUAGAAUCCAAUGGUCUCCAUGGUUGAGACCUCCAAUCCCAAUCCAAAUGACACCGCCAUGGAUACGGUUGUCCCUAAAACUGAACCCGCUGUACUUGAGGGAUCCAUCAGUUCAGUGGUAUCAACCCCCGAGGCUGAAGGCGAGAUCUUGACGCAAGAUGUAGCCCAGACGCAGAAACGAAAGGGUGGAAGAAAACCUAUCUAUGCAACCUCUGAGGAACGGAAGCAACGCAACCGUCAGGCCCAGGCUGCCUUCCGUGAACGUCGCACCGAGUACAUCCGUCAGCUCGAGUCCACUAUCAAGCGCAAUGAAGAGUCCCUGCAGACCUUGCAACAGAACCAUCGCACCGCCGCUGAUGAGUGUCUGAUGCUGCGAUAUAAGAAUUCCCUGUUGGAACGCAUCUUACUUGAGAAAGGGAUUGAUGUCCAAGCAGAACUACGCUUGAAGGCCGGCGCUCCAGGCCCGAAGCCCAACCCCAUGGCGGGGAAACCCCCAUCAUCCUUGGAGCGCGCAGCGUUGAACCGAAAUUCUGCCCAGAGGCAUCCCACUGGAAUCGCGCCGAAAGGAGAGCCUUUUGGAAUGCCGCAGCCCCGUGACGGAGCGUACGGCAUCCCAUCUCCCCAGUUUCAGGCCACGCCUCCGUCUCACGUCUCGUCGCCGUCCCAUGCCAAGUCGCCCGGGUUUGCUUUCCAAGGAGCCAUGUCUCCAGCUGGAGUCGACCCUCAGCAGGCGGCACAACACUCGCGCCUGUCGCACUCGAGGAAUCUCAGCCAAACAUCGCCUCCCAUGAGCGUCGCCCAGUCCGAUACCACCGACCCGAAGUCUGCUCUGCCGGGCGGUGCCGGCCCCAGAGGACCCCGUGUUGCUUCGGCAUAUUACCCGUCGCCAUUCCAAAAGCACUAUGAUCAGCUUGAACAAGAGUAUGACGCUCAGGCCGACCUAAUCGAUGAGGAGCAUGAGUCAUCUGUGGGUGCCUCGCCGUACGUGUCUGGCUUUAACGCUGCCGCAUCGGUUCCUGGCUCUCACUCGAUGGGCCACCAUAGUCUUCCGCAAUUCAAUCCACAUUCGGGAGAAGGAUCCAAUGGAGCAUAUAACAACACGAACCAGCUCUUGGGAAACUAUGAGCCCAUGCUCGAUGCAGAUCCCUUUGGCUUGAGUGCGAGCAUGCACUUCCAGACCCCUUUCAGCUACGAACAAAAUAAUACCCGUCACUAAACACCACUUUCCGUCUCUACUCUCGGUCCACUACUUCGGCUACCCCGU